Molossus molossus (Pallas's mastiff bat) is the source of this 832-nucleotide messenger RNA. RefSeq names its product TNF superfamily member 15 (gene TNFSF15). Gene Ontology annotation, biological process: immune response. The transcript has 4 exons. Gene Ontology annotation, cellular component: membrane. Gene Ontology annotation, molecular function: tumor necrosis factor receptor binding. Bases 49 to 810 code for a protein of 253 amino acids. The record is from RefSeq and is a predicted model, not a curated record. NCBI's taxonomy places the organism in Eukaryota, Metazoa, Chordata, Mammalia, Chiroptera, Molossidae.
UCUCCCUGCCCAGGAGGAGUCAGCUCUGUCUCCAGGACCAGCAAGACUAUGGCAGAGGACCUGGGCUUUGGGGAGACAGCCAGCGUGGAAAUGCUGCCGGAGGACCACAGCUGCAGACCCAAGGCGAGAGCCGGGCUAGCAGCCAGGAGCAGCAGCGCCCGCUGGGCUCUCACCUGUUGCCUGGUGUCACUCCCCUUCCUGGCAGCGCUCACCACCUACCUGCUCGUUGGCCAGCCCAGAGCCCCAGGAGAGGCCAGUGUGUUCCAGACUUCAAAAGGACAGGAAUUUGGACCUUCACAUCAGCGCGCUUAUGCACCUUCCAGAGCUGAUGUAGAUAAGCCAAGAGCACACCUGACAGUUGUGAGACAAACACCCACACCGCCCUCGGGAAGUCAGUUCCCAGCUCUGGACUGGCAACAUGAACAUGGCUUGGCCUUCACCAAGAAUCGGAUGAACUACACCAAUAAAUUCCUGGUGAUUCCGCUGUCGGGAGACUACUUUGUUUACUCUCAGAUCACCUUCCGAGGUACCACAUCCAAGUGUGGUGAAAUCCAAGGGAACCGACGGAACAAGCCAGAUGCCAUCAUUGUGGUCAUCACCAAGGUAACAGACAGCUACCCCGAGCCCACUGAGCUCCUCAUGGGGACCAAGACAGUGUGUGAAAUAAGUACCAACUGGUUCCAACCUAUUUAUCUCGGGGCCAUGUUCUCCUUGCAAGAAGGGGACAAACUGACGGUCAACGUCAGUGACAUCUCUUUGGUGGAUUACACAAAAGAAGAUAAAACCUUCUUCGGAGCCUUCUUGCUAUAGGGGCAAGCCAGACAUCACUGUG